Molecule: messenger RNA, 1777 nt
Organism: Hyla sarda
Lineage: Eukaryota; Metazoa; Chordata; Amphibia; Anura; Hylidae
Gene: FGF12
Product: fibroblast growth factor 12
Exons: 5
Coding region: 702-1433 (243 amino acids)
Biological process (GO): positive regulation of gene expression; positive regulation of cell population proliferation; regulation of cell migration
Cellular component (GO): cytoplasm
Molecular function (GO): growth factor activity; fibroblast growth factor receptor binding
Source: RefSeq, a predicted model, not a curated record
AUACAGGACCGCUGCACUCGUACAUGCAGUGAGGGGGGCUCCAUACAGCUGCAGCCCCUCCCGUGCCCACCAUCACCUCCUAUGCUCGGGUGAGUGGUGCUGAUGGCAGGAGGAGGGCUCUGGCACUGUAAGAGUGUGGGGCGGCUGUGCGGGGGUGUCAGAGGGGGCUCAUCACCUGCCUCUAUCCCCGGGGAAGUUGUGUCAGUCUACCUGGGACCUCCCCCCGCUCUCCAUCCAAGUUGUGUCGGCGCGAUGAUCCGGUGACAUUGAGAGCGGUGGCGCUGGGUGCACGGCUCUGGAUGUGUACAUGUGCGGCGGGGGACACACGUGUGCUGAUGAGGACAUAUAAGAAGAGGAGCCCUCAUGUGUGCGGCCGGGGGAGAUCCCUCAGUGAGCGCCAGGCUCCCGCCAUGCUCUAGUGACCUGUGGAGUCCCAGCAGCAGCAGCGCCUCACACUAUACAGCAGCCGCUAUGCAGGACCUGGGCUCGUAGACUUGUGACAUGGCAAGUACCGGAGCUCCGGAGCCGCUCCUGCUGUAGAGCCGCUGUGUGCCUGCGGUGGGGGCGCGCUCGUCUCCAUACAUCUGCGGCUCGCUAGUUUCUGGGAGACCCCCCCCCCCCCCUCCCAGCAUUGGGAUAUCCCGUGGGGUCGGGGACUCUGAUACAAGGGGCUACCUGGGAGGUGGCUGCAGGGGGGAGCUAUGGCUGCGGCUAUAGCCAGCUCCCUGAUCCGGCAGAAGAGGCAGGCACGGGAGUCCAACAGUGACCGGGUGUGCACGUCCAAGCGCCGCACCAGCCCCAGCAAGGACGGCCGCUCACUGUGCGAGAGACAUGUAUUGGGGGUGUUCAGUAAAGUGCGGUUCUGCAGCGGCAGGAAGAGGCCCGUCAGGAGAAAAACAGAACCCCAGCUGAAAGGAAUUGUGACAAGGUUAUUCAGCCAGCAGGGAUACUUCCUGCAGAUGCACCCAGAUGGCAGCAUUGAUGGCACUAAGGACGAAAACAGCGACUACACCCUCUUCAAUCUAAUUCCUGUGGGUCUCCGAGUGGUUGCAAUGCAAGGAGUUAAAGCAGGACUCUACGUGGCAAUGAAUGGCGAAGGAUUUCUCUACAGCUCAGAAAUUUUUACCCCAGAAUGCAAAUUUAAGGAGUCUGUGUUUGAAAAUUACUACGUCAUCUAUUCCUCGACACUCUAUCGGCAGCAGGAAUCUGGCCGUCAGUGGUUCUUAGGACUCAGUAAAGAAGGACAAAUUAUGAAAGGGAACCGAGUGAAAAAGACCAAAGCGUCAUCACAUUUUGUACCAAAACCUAUAGAAGUGUGCAUGUACAGAGAGCCAUCACUGCAUGAAAUUGGAGAGAAGCAAGGACGUUCAAGAAAAAGUUCAGGGACACCAACCAUGAAUGGUGGAAAAGUUGUUAAUCAAGAAUCGACAUAGCCAAAAUCUUGCCCUGUCCUGAGAGUGAACCCUCCGGAAAAUCUGAAAUGAUACAUGUAAACUUGACACAUAAGGUUCCGCUGACUACUUUUUUGAAGUCAAGUUUUCUUCUUUGGAUAGAACAAAGAAAUGGAAAUUGAAUUUCCUGUGCAAUGUUUUAAACCAACCAGAAAAAAAAAAUCGGAAGAAAACUCCAUGAAUCUGGACUCAUUCAUAUUUUCUGCGAAGUUUGCUGUGUGAUCGAAUACGUUCCCACCUCUGCAUAAAAAUAUACAAUAAAGAUGUUACCUUUAAAAGAAAACUAAAGUUCUGGAUAAAUAAACCUUUAAAAAAAAAAAAAAAAA